AGUAGGAAGCUUCGUGGAAGGUUCCUGUUUUGUUUAGUACUUCAGUGGUAACCAUCCUUUCAUUCUAUAAAAAUGUUUAUUCCUACCGCCAUAUCUCUCAAAGAAAACAUCUGAAACCAACACAGCUUUUGCCAACUUCCCCAACUAGUUCUUCUCUGAUUACCACACCUGUUUGGAUACCCCUAUUUCAACCAAAAACACAAAACCAUGGCUUCCCAAACAGAGCCUUGGCUAAUGGAAAAUGGAACCCUUAAGCGCCUAACCAAAGAGCAUCGACAUGGCCAUGGUCGAACAGCUCAUAACAUGUCCUCCUCUUCCUUACGCAAAAAGUCCGAUUUAACCCUCGUCUCCAAAAUCCAAUUCGGCUGUCUCCGUAAGUUUUGUAUUAAUCUUCAGGAGGUCAUUUUGGGAACCAAACUUUCCAUUCUCUUCCCCGCGAUUCCUCUCGCUAUUGUCGCUCAGAAUUUUGGCUUUGGAAGACCUUGGAUUUUUGCAUUGAGCUUGCUGGGCCUUACGCCAUUGGCUGAACGUGUCAGCUUCCUAACCGAGCAAAUCGCUUAUUUCACUGGUCCAACAGUUGGGGGGCUUUUGAAUGCAACAUGUGGAAAUGCAACGGAGCUGAUAAUUGCAAUAUUAGCACUGACACAAAGGAAGAUAGACGUGGUGAAGUAUUCUCUAUUGGGUUCUGUUCUUUCAAACCUUCUUCUUGUUCUUGGAACUUCUCUCUUUUGUGGUGGAAUUGCUAAUAUUAGACGGGAACAAAACUAUGACAGAAGGCAAGCUGAUGUCAACUCCCUCAUGUUGAUGCUAUCUUUACUGUGCCACCUAUUGCCUUUACUCUUUGGCUACGCUGCCGCCUCUGCCUCCACGGCCGCCGCCUCGACCCUCCAUCUGUCCAGAGCUAGCAGCAUUGUAAUGCUCACUGCUUACAUUGCUUACUUGGUCUUUCAACUCUGGACUCAUCGACAACUGUUUGAAGCUGAGGAAGGUGAAGACGAUGACGUUCCAGGAGAAGAGGCAGUGAUCGGAUUCUGGAGUGCAUUUGCAUGGCUUGUUGGAAUGACACUCGUUAUUGCUUUGCUUUCCGAGUACGUUGUCAACACAAUUGAGGAAGCAUCUACUACUUGGGGUUUGUCUGUGAGUUUCCUUAGCAUAAUCUUGCUCCCUAUUGUUGGAAAUGCCGCCGAACACGCGGGGGCUAUCAUAUUUGCCUUCAAGAAUAAGUUGGACAUAUCUUUGGGGGUUGCCCUGGGAUCUGCAACACAAAUUGCACUAUUUGUGAUUCCAAUGUGUGUGAUAGUAGCUUGGACAAUGGGAGUGGACAUGGACCUAAAUUUCAACCUAAUGGAAACAGGGUCACUUGGAUUAGCAAUUAUUGCCACAGCCUUCACUUUACAAGAUGGAACCUCUCAUUAUAUUAAAGGCCUUGUUCUUCUUCUUUGCUACAUUAUCAUUGCUGCUUGCUUCUUUGUUUCCAAGACACAAGAAGAUAAUAACAAUGCUCCCAACUUGGGACUCCAAUCUUCAAACCAAGCAAUCUUCAGAGCUUAAAGGUUUGAAAAAUAUUCUCAAGUCAAAAUCAAAUUCGAAAAGAGAGGGACUUCUUUGAAAUCUCAUUUGUAAAGAAGGACCAAAAAAAAAAAAACCAAAUCAAAUGGAAUUUUCAUUAAUUCUUUGAUUUUUCAUGGCAUCAAUCGGUUCGAUCCCUGCCUGCUGGAAAGCUUAGAAAAUUUGAAGAUGUUGGGAGUUUAAUGAAAGCAGUUUGUGGGCUGAAAAUUAAAGCAUUCAAAUCUGCGGGUUUAUUAUAUGCAAUAUUUGUAUGCUUUUUAUAUGAAUUAUUUUCUGUUUUUCUGUUUUUAAUUUUAUUGUUCGUCUUCUUUUGCUUUAAUUGUUGUAAUGUAAUAAUUAUUUCUCAAGUUUAAGUAAUUAAUGAAAUAAUAUGUCCUCAAUUCUGUUUUCUUGUGAAA
Messenger RNA from Cucumis sativus (cucumber), 1967 nucleotides. RefSeq names its product vacuolar cation/proton exchanger 1-like (gene CAX3). Gene Ontology annotation, biological process: intracellular calcium ion homeostasis; calcium ion transmembrane transport. NCBI's taxonomy places the organism in Eukaryota, Viridiplantae, Streptophyta, Magnoliopsida, Cucurbitales, Cucurbitaceae. The record is from RefSeq and is a predicted model, not a curated record. Gene Ontology annotation, cellular component: plant-type vacuole membrane. The coding region runs from base 208 to 1551 and encodes 447 amino acids. The transcript is spliced from 11 exons. Gene Ontology annotation, molecular function: calcium:proton antiporter activity.